Anoplophora glabripennis (Asian longhorned beetle) is the source of this 2928-nucleotide messenger RNA. RefSeq names its product protein unzipped-like. Bases 1 to 1932 code for a protein of 643 amino acids. The transcript is spliced from 4 exons. Lineage: Eukaryota; Metazoa; Arthropoda; Insecta; Coleoptera; Cerambycidae. The record is from RefSeq and is a predicted model, not a curated record.
AUGGAAAUCCACAAAAAGGAUCGUAAAGUACGGAGGGCAGUUUUUACGAAAAAUGCUAACGAACUGGAAGUCUUAUUGUCUGCUGCGGAUAAGUCGGCUCGUUCCAUUAAGCUGACCUGGGAAGUAGUGCAACAAAAAUAUUCGGAUCUGCAAAUUGUGGAUGAAAAGGUGUACGAGCUGCUUUUAGAAACAGAUGCCGACGAAAAGGAGCUAGCUGAGGAGAUGGAGAUUCGAGAUACUUAUUUGAAGAAGUACACAAAUCUUAGGCUCAAGGUUGAGGAAUCUAGCUUAGACAACGACAUACACAGCGAGCAUAGUGCCAAUUCUCGAGCUACAGUACCCGGCAGCAAAGCUCGACAACUUGUGGAAAGCUAUCCUGCUAUGCAAGAAAACUAUUCAAAAAUCAUUGAUAGUCUAAAGGCUAGAUUUGGUCGCGAUGACAUUCUUAUUGAGGUGUAUGUGAGGGAACUUUUAAAGCUCAUUUUGAGUAAUGCCAUGGCCCAAGACAAGAUGGAUAUUUCCACUCUCCAUGAUAAGAUUGAAAGUCACUUACGAGCUCUUGAAACUCUAGGAAUAACAAAAAAUAAUUGUGCUUCGAUGUUAUUUCCCUUGAUCGAGUCAUGCUUACCUGAAAAUCUUUUAAGAGCUUGGCAACGUUCGGCUCAAUACUCAUUUGAAGAGCCAAGAGAAAACGAACUUGAAGAGGAGAGCCAGGACAUUUUAGUCCAUACCGUUGACAAACCCGUUUACGUCUGCAGGGCUAGAAUCAACAGUGUGUGGGUGUCCGGACAACUUCGACCUAAGAAGUCAGCCUGUGUUGUGUCCUUGUACAAGAAAGUAUCCGAAUACAAUCAGUUUGAAGUCUUAGUGAGCAUUGAAAAAAGUUCCAGAUUGAGCUGGGUGUACAAAAACAAGUACACGUUGAUUUCAGAAGGUGCUGUAACUAGUGGAGAAAACAUUUUAAAAACUUACAUAGCGAGACGAUCCGCAAACAGUCACAAUAAGGAUGGCUCCCUAACGUACAAUGUGGGUAAGUUUACACCCUCGGAAAAUCUAGGAGUCUUUCAUUUGGUGGACCAAAAUAACAAUGAGCUUCAGUUUGAAGACGGUGAAAUUCUAGUCGAAACUGAACCGAUUGCAUAUGAACUUAAAUCCAUAAAAUUGGAACGAUUCCGAGGUCGAUUCCCAAGAACCCAAAAGAAACUUGGUGAAGCCGUUUUGAAAAAUGAAGAGGAUGUCCUGCAACAUGUAGCAAGUGUGAUAAGUUACAAAUAUAACUAUUCCUUAUUUUGGGGGAAAGGCCAUGGCCUUUUAACUGGGUUACCAUUCACCGUUACCCUCCCAAACGGUACGCAUGUGAAGGGCCAAUGGGCGGUCCCAAAGGAAGAACUAAAGUCAGAAGUAGCACCGGUGGAAAAAUAUUUAGAAGCUGGCACCGCUGUCAAUGUAACACUAAUGGGUAAUUAUACUGAAUCCGAAAUACCGUAUAACGCUACUGUUGUUGCUAUUUAUAAAGACGGCGAGAAAAAAGAAAUAGAGAUUAGAGACACAAAGCGAGAAAAAAUAGUAUCAGACGUGAUAGCACUAUACGAUCCCGUAUAUUUCCUCCACAACAAUAGCCAUGUACCUACUACGACAACUACUACAGCCGCCACUACCAGCGGAACUACUAGCACCACUUUUAAAACAUCGACUCCGCAAGAAAUUGCGUCUGAAAUACCUACAUCUCAUAAAACCGUGGAUAAAAAUAAUAAAUUGUCAAACCAUGAAGACAACCAUAAUAUAUUAUCCGAUGACCAAAAUGUCGACAGACAAAAUUCAUCUGAAAAGAAGCCUGAUGUACCUGCAAAACCAGACGGUGCAUGUUCCAUCGGGAUGUUCAGUUCAGUGACGAUAUUAGCAGUUUCUUUGGUGCUUCUGAGGGUUACGUAAAUGAACGAUUGUAACACACCUUGGCUUGCUUAACUCCUAGUGAGAUAGUGCGAAAUGAUUAUUCGGGCAAGUGCAGCUUGUUUUAUAUAUUAUUCAUUUUACCACUAGAUAUUUCGUUUCAUCUCAAUAGUCAUUCUAAAACAAUGUAUAUAGUUUGUAUAUAAAUGCUGAGGAUUGUUGAGGUAUCUCACAUAACAUUGGUGAUAUUUUUUAUUGUGACUACGUCCACGUUUAUUUUAGAUUGUAGAUUGGGGAUCCGGCUGAUGUAGAUGGUUUACAUUUUAGGAAAUUCGUAAAAUAUGUUUAAAUUUGCAAAUUGUAUUAUAUACACUAUGCAGUAUGUAUUAUUAUUCAAUGCUUGCACAUUUUUCUUUAAUAUAAACCGUCUAUAUUAAUAAAAAUUAGGGAGAGGGUAGUUUAGCAAAAUAGAAUAUAUUUUGCAAGUAAUAUGUAAAGAUGUAGUAAGUGGUAUAUAUUUUUGCUAAAAAUUAGAGCUAUUCUGAUUCAGUAUUGAAAAGGUACAAACUUUUUUUUGUGCAUUAAUGUUAUUUCAAGCACAAGCCAAUACUUUCAAACGAGAAUUUUUAUAGUUCUCCUGUAAAAGUAAGGUGUGACUGGAUGAUCCAUUCCAAUAGUAAGUACAAAAAUGGAGUUCAUAUUUCAAAUCAAAUUUAAUGAAUAAGCAAAACAUUACAAUCUCUUAAAAUAAUCUUAUUCUAAUAACUGUGAAAUAUACACAUGUAAGCUUGAUGAUGUUAAAAAUUUAAUAGCAUUAAAAUUCCAUAUUAAGAUAUACAUAAAUACAAAAAUAUGUGUAGCAUAAAGUUCCGUAAACGUCUGAUCUGACUUUUGCUUCAUGUAUCAGAUUUGUUUUCAGUAAUAAUAAUAUUACUGCUGGUGUGAUUCUCCUUGGACUGAAACCUGUAUAAAGAAUGUUUGUUUAAUUGUACAUUUCUGUAAUAUGUAGAUAAUCAAUAAAAAGGUAUCUAAAUUGAA